Molecule: messenger RNA, 5065 nt
Organism: Perkinsus marinus ATCC 50983
Lineage: Eukaryota; Perkinsozoa; Perkinsida; Perkinsidae
Exons: 34
Source: RefSeq, a predicted model, not a curated record
GUAUGUGUUCUCGAGUCAGUGUGGAGGAAAGAGUACGAAGAUUGGGUGUAGUGCGAAGAAAACGGCUGAGGACUUCGCGCUGGGAUGGGGUGACACGGAGAUUUCUGAUAUAUCCAUUUCGGCUGAUAUUAUCAAGAAAUGCUCGGUGGUGAGCGUCGGGGAAUCGACAAGUAAAUUGCUGGGCGCUGCUUAUGAUCCUGCUACGAGGCAAAGGACUAUCAUGAUAUCCUCAUCGAAGACUCCCAUAGUAUGUUCUGAGGUAGCCGAAGCCCCUAUAGAUAUGGAUUUGCUGGGAGAGUAUCAUAUUAUCACUAAGUGUGGUGAAAGGGACGCAGUUGUUAAGUGCACUGAACCGGGGGCUGCUGUGAAGUUGGCUCGGUUAUGGGGGUCUUAUUCGAAUUCUGAGAUUCAAAUUGACAAGUCACUUCUGGUCAAAUGCACUGUUCCGUCGGGUACGAAGGCUCUGGUGUAUGAAGUGGCUGAGGAUGGGCAGUGGAAGGGGACGACUAGAGCUUGGGUCACUGAACAAAAAGGGCUUACUUGCGCUACCCCAGUGCCUGACUUGAAAUUCAUUGGUGAUGAAAUUUUGGUGAGGACGACGUGUGGAGCGGAGGUUUUGGAGAUGAGCUGUGGAGGGCUGGAGGGCAUAAAGGAAACUAUGAGGAUUGUCACUAGAUGGGGCGAAAACCCGAAUCCUAAGGUGUUAAAACGAGAGGUGGUCGACAGCGAUGAGGACCCUGUGUAUAGAGAAUGGCAUUUCUGGAUUGAACUCGAGUUCAAACCAACGCGAACUGAAUGCCAAGAUACGGAGUGUAUCGUCUACGAUCAUCUAGACUGUGGGGAUGUGGCGACGACGUUGUUCCUGUCGAAGUGGUGGCUUGGGAAUACUGAUGCUAGGGUGAGGAUAGACGACCCGAUCAUGGAGCACUGUGGAGGGCCUGUGGGAGCAUCUAGGCUCGUGGACCAGCGAGAACUACCGUAUGACGCGAAGGAUCCUCUAGAGUGUAACGCGGUGACACUGCCUAUCAUGAUGGAUGCUAGCAAUGGGUAUGUGGUGACAGCGGACUGUGGCCCUAGGAGGGAUAGUGUCACCAUGGUUACCUGUGAUGGGCUCGAAUGGGCACAGCUCUUUGCUCAUGGUUGGGGGGAUAUGGAGAAAGCAGGAGUGGCGCUGCCGACUGAGGUUAUAGAGAGCUGUAAGCAGGGCUUGAUAGGCGAUCGAGAGGUUGAGCUCACUGGAGCUUACUAUGAUGAUGAAACACGAUAUUUGAUAUUCGCUUCGAUGGAAUCUCCGAUAGAGUGUGGCGCCGUGGUGGAAGCUCCUGAGGAUAUGGAUUUGGUUAAUGAGUUCCACGUGAAGGUUGACUGUGGAGGAAAGGACGGAGUUAUUUUGAGAUGUGAUGAUGCUGGCAGUGCGGUGACUAUGGCGUUCCAGUGGGGGAAGUACCCGAAACAAGAGGUUCGGGUGAGCAGUGAGUUACUACUGCAGUGUGACGAUCUACCCAAUGGACAAGUACUGGACGAUUUGACCUACGAUGUUGGCAUGGACGGCAAGUGGCAGGGAACACCGAGACGUUGGGGCGAUGCUGUGUGUAGUACACCAGUACCGGACUUGGUCUUUAGAGGGGACAGGAUAUACAUCAUAACGGCUUGUGGACACUCUAAGGAGGAGAUCUCGUGUGGUGGACUUGAUAGUGUUGGAACUAUGCUGAGGAUAGCUGCUCGGUGGGGUGAACACCCGGACCCUAGGAUCAUGAUAGAUGGAUCGGUGGUUGAACACUGUAAGGAUGUGGAGAACUUGAAUGGAGGGACUUUGACUGAGGCCUGGAUUACUGCUGCUAUUGACGGCAAAGUCUCGGGCAGAUUCCUCAAGACUACUACUGCAUACGACUGUUACUAUGGUGUAAGGGAGCCACUUGUGGUCGAUGGAGAUUCUAUCAAUAUGAUGACUAAGUGCAGUGGAGUGCAGUCGGAAGUGUUGGUCCAGUGCGAUGAUAGCAGCGCUGUGGAAUUCGCCGAGAACUGGGGAGGUUUCGAUGGGAGUGCAGCGAUCGGUCUCGAUGGGUCGAAGUACGAUUCCUGCAAAGUGAAGCCAGUGGGUAGGGAGGAAUAUGAGAGUAUCAGCGUAGUGCUCAUGGACUUGGCCACCAAAGCGAAGAUGAUGCAAUUUGGAAGCGAUGACACUCCGGUGGUUUGCAAGUCGACUAGCACGACGCCUCCGGUUGUGAUUGUGAAGAAGGGCACGACAACUGCUAUAUAUCGAUUCAGCUUGGAGUGCGCUGCUGGUGAAGUGACAGUCUCAUGUACAGAGGCUGGUGACGCGGUGGACCUGAAUACCUUCAUGGGCUUCCCUACUCGAGAGGUUGCAGUACCAGAAACGACUCAGUGCAAAAGCAAGCAUGGUGUGAAUCCUCUGAGUGCUACCAUAGAAAUCGCUGCUGACGGGUCGGAGGGGUUGAGGUACCUCACGUGGCCUAAGGAGUACAUAGUGGAACAUGAACCAAAGCCUGAGGUUCCCUCUCUACCUGUUACCCCAGCAUCGAGUCCUUCUCGGGGGCCUAGUUUCGAGAGCUCUGCUCGAGCCAACUAUGGGGGAUUCCGCAAUUCUGAAGGAGCAGAUAACGUCCUUUCCACGAGAGCGGUUCCCACCUCUGCGGCUAUCCCCACUACAACAACUCAGACACCGAGUGGGCAUCAGCAAGGAGGAGGAGGAGACAGUCGGCCAAGACACAGAGCGACUUUGGAGAUCAGUGAUAAGCAUCAUCGACGAGGACGAGGCUAUCACGUGAAGCCCACUCGUGUUGGGAAGCAACACCCACAUGCAAACACACAACGUAGAGGCGGCCACCAUGGGAAACCAUCUAACAACAGGGUGUUCCCACGGAGAGCGGAAAACCAUGGUAGGGGAACCAUACCACGCCUUCCUCACUUCGGCCAACUACCUAGCUUCAUCGAAAUCGGGCCGGGCUCGAACUCGGAGUCUCGUAAAGCCGUUCGCCCUAUGACUGGUGAUCCCAUUUAUCGAGAUUGGUAUUUCGGGAUUGACAUUGACUAUGUCGUGAGUGGAUGCUCUUCUGGAGAGAACUGUGCUGUUGUUGAACAUCUCGACUGUGGGAGUGUCGAGAACACUUUGUAUGUUGCCACUUGGUGGGGUGGCAGGAAGAAUUCCAGGAUCCGCAUAGACGAUUCCAUCAUGGAGCAUUGUGGAGGUCCAUUGGGUGCAUCGAGGGUGGUCGGCCAACGGGAGCUACCGCUCGAUCCAGCAAGGCCUCUCUCGUGUGCGCCGGUCACAACACCUAUCAUCAACCGUGGUGCGAAGGGCCAUGUAGUGGUUGCUUACUGUGGACCACAGUUCAAGGAGAGGCACGAGGUUCGAUGUGACGCCUCUAUUUGGGCUCAGCACUUUGCUUACGGCUGGGGUGACUCUGACAAUAGCGGAUUGGACAUAUCACCUGACCUUGUUAAGGCAUGUCGAAAGGUCACAGUAGAGCAUAUAGAUAACCUUCACACGCUGCUGUCGGCGUCGCUGAAGGGUGCCACGAUAAGGCCUGGUAGCAGCAAUGACGGAAAUAACUUCAGGACUAAAAGGGAACUCAAGUUAACGUUCCACGUGUCACCAUAUCGAUAUGAGCCCUCUAUAUUCCAUUAUCAUUGUGAACGUGUGACUACUGCGGUGGAGAUCCCUGAACAGCCCGGUGCCCCACGAGUGGCCUCCGUCAGAGCCCUCUGUGAUUUCGAUGACUCCCAUAAGGCCUUUGUGAAGUUGGAAUGCCCUGAGUCGGCAGCUAUCACAUUUGCUAUCAAAUGGGGAGGAUUUUCCCAGCGUGCGGUUGGUCUUGGUCCUGAGAUCAUGUCUCAUUCGACCAAAACUAAGAACGCUCCUGGCGUGUUCGUCUGCGAUAAGGCGGAAGCCAAGAUUGUACAGACUGAGGACCUGCAGUUCACUAUAACCGUAUCGUGUCCGUCGCAUAUCGUGGACUCGAGAGCCCAGGCGAAUGCUGAGGCUGGGCUAACAGUUUACUUUGAUGACACCUACGCUGCUAUCGGCUUCCUAGUUAGAUGGGGAAGAGUUACCGAUGCCAAGGUUGAGUCAUACUACGCCACUAAGUUCACUUCACCCGCUCCACAGGUGACCGUCAAGAAUUCCCUCCCAGAAAUACACGUUGAUAACCACAUUUGCAGUUGUCCAGCCAAAGCCCCUAUAGUGUAUUCCCCUCGAGGGGAGGCUCGAGUGACCUUCUCGAGCAAGCCACUGAUCACAGUCACCUACAAGGACCGUAUGGUUGCUAUGGCGGCUGCUAUGAUUGCCGGUCAUAGGCUGUCGGAAAUUGUAUUGGACACUAACAUCACUCACCAUGUCACACACAUUAGUGUUGAUGAUAAUGUUUAUAUGGGGAAGGAGGAAGAGCAUCCUCUCAAGCGUGUGGCGUUGCUCAUUUCUGGCGAGCACAACAAAGUCGAUGAUCACAUUAUUGAGAUGCUGCGCCCUGACCUGGUAAGUGGUCCUCUGGAAGACUUCGGCCUAAGACGGUAUCAUUCUGUGGCCUACAACUGUGGUCGGCAGUCCGGGGUAGCUGUCGAUGGGCUGACAUACACAGUUAAAUGUGAAGAGGGUGAAGUCCCACAAGGUUCCCGUCACCAUUACUCUGCUAAUUUGACCAAUACUUCUCGCAAGGCGGUGGACAUUACUUUGAAGUUCGACGACACUCAAGCUGUGACGGCAUUCAUAUCGUUCUGGACGGACGAUCAGAGGGAUGCAGGCCCGAAUGGGGAGGUGGAUACCGGUGCAGUGGCAGCGCCACCGAUAAAUAGGCGACGGGACACUGCUAUCAUUAAUGCUGUUGAGAGACCCGAUGAGUCGAGGCUCAGCACAGGUCUUCGUGAAGUAGAUUCUCCUGAGUCGACUCCCGUUAAGACGAACACUACUCACCCGGCUAUUGUCGCUGAUGAGAGUGAGAUCGAAUCGCCAACACUCGUUGAAGAUAAGAAAGUUCGUCGUCAUGUUGUGCGGCAUAAUAUAAAUAAUGCCAACAAGUAUAGAAUGCGUGCAUCUGUGUCUGAGUGA